AUGCUAUCUCUCCCGCUCAUUGAGCCCCGAGAUUCUCACCAUCUUUGGCUUACGCCCUCACAACGCUCUCGACGCACGUCGCACAACCACAGCCACGGUCAAGGCUCAAACCCCCGUAGAAAUGGCCAAUCUCGAACCUCCUUUAUUCCCUCCUCAUCCGAUUCCCUCACUGCCCUCAUGCUGGAAGAACGCGCUUUGCGAAUACGUAAACAAAACAUAGCGUCAUUUGGGUACUCAUGGAUCCGGCCCGCAGGUUAUCCAAAGACGAUGCAGGGAAUUCGCGAGGAGGAAGCGGAACGGGAGGAGGCCGCAAAUGCGGCGUUAGAAGGGGAGAUGGACUUUAUUGGGGAGGCAGGAUUGGAUGGCGGGGUGGCGGGAGUGGAUAUUGACGACCCGGAAGCAUUGGAAGGGAUGGAGAGGGAUUUGGACGAUGAUAUUCCGGAUGCUGACGGUGGGCUUGUGGAGGAGGGAGAGGAUGGGUUCGACGAGGACGAUUUGGAGGAUGAAGAUGAAGAGAUUUUGAUGGAGAGGGAUUUGGAUGAUGAUGUUCCGGAGGGGUUUGGGAUUGAUGAGGAAGACGAAGAUGAUGAAGUGGAUGAGCAUUUCGAUGACCAGCCUGAUCUGGAUGAGAAUAUUCCCUCAGGGUCAUUCAACGGAGAAGGCGAUACUAUGAUGGAGCGAGACUUGGAUGCGGAUAUUCCAGAGCAAGAGGAAGAUUUUAACGUACACGAGCAGGAGUGGGAGCAUACAGAUACCGAUGCCGACGAGGAGGCAGACGAGGAUGAGGAUGACGGAGACAGUUUCUCCAACUAUGCGCGCUACGAUAGUGUUGAUCGCCAUUUCAACCCGCCAGCACAUCGUCUUCGAUCAAGCAUCUCUCCACGAGUUGAAAAUUCACCUCCGCUGCCACCGCCCGUCACUCGUCACCGAGAAACAGAAGCACAGCGACUUUUCCUGGAUAGAUGGAGUGGUGGAGCUGGCGAUGAUGUCGAGGAUUCCAUGGCGGCUUUUCGAUCCAGCGGCAUGUCUGACCAGAAUUUGCGCAUCCCAAGAGCGCGAACCCGGAGACGGCGGUCGACGUUGUCGGAGGACUCUCUCAACAUGCCAUAA
Uncinocarpus reesii 1704 is the source of this 1110-nucleotide messenger RNA. RefSeq lists its product as uncharacterized. Gene Ontology annotation, cellular component: anaphase-promoting complex. Gene Ontology annotation, biological process: anaphase-promoting complex-dependent catabolic process. The transcript has 2 exons. The record is from RefSeq and is a predicted model, not a curated record. NCBI's taxonomy places the organism in Eukaryota, Fungi, Ascomycota, Eurotiomycetes, Onygenales, Onygenaceae. Bases 1 to 1110 code for a protein of 369 amino acids.